This is a messenger RNA of Priapulus caudatus, 471 nucleotides long. Its product is annotated as transketolase-like protein 2. The record is from RefSeq and is a predicted model, not a curated record. The coding region runs from base 1 to 471 and encodes 156 amino acids. The transcript is spliced from 4 exons. Gene Ontology annotation, molecular function: transketolase activity; thiamine pyrophosphate binding. NCBI's taxonomy places the organism in Eukaryota, Metazoa, Priapulida, Priapulimorpha, Priapulimorphida, Priapulidae.
AUGCGCUACCGCGUCUACUGCCUCAUGGGCGAUGGCGAGACGGCGGAGGGCAGCGUCUGGGAGGCGAUGUCCUUCUGCAGCAAGUACAAGCUCGACAACCUUGUCGCCGUCUUCGACGUGAAUCGCCUCGGACAGAGCCAGGAGACGGCGUUCGGACACGACAUGGAGCUCUACCGCAAGCGCGUCGAAAGCUACGGCUUCCACACGAUCGUCGUCGACGGACACGAUGUCGUCGCUCUGCAGAACGCCUUCAACGAGGCGAAGACUGUCAAGGGCAAGCCGACCGCCGUCGUCGCACACACGUACAAGGGUCGCGGAAUCCCAGACGGUUCGCCGACGUCACGAAACAGACGGGACGCCGACGUCACGAAACAGACGGUUCGCCGACGUCACGAAACAGACGGGACGCCGACGUCACGAAACAGACGGGACGCCGACGUCACGAAACAGACGGGUAGUGGCGACGGUUGA